Messenger RNA from Pogonomyrmex barbatus (red harvester ant), 1327 nucleotides. RefSeq names its product mitochondrial import inner membrane translocase subunit Tim22. NCBI's taxonomy places the organism in Eukaryota, Metazoa, Arthropoda, Insecta, Hymenoptera, Formicidae. Gene Ontology annotation, cellular component: TIM22 mitochondrial import inner membrane insertion complex. Gene Ontology annotation, biological process: protein insertion into mitochondrial inner membrane. The record is from RefSeq and is a predicted model, not a curated record. Gene Ontology annotation, molecular function: transmembrane protein transporter activity.
UUUUUAUAGAUAGUUAUAGAUAUAUUCAGUACAUCGAUAUUUCUUAUUAAUGCGUGAUAGAUGCGAAAGUCCUUGGCGGCCUCAAUGAACAUACAACUAAGUUGAGAUAAUAUUUUUUGCAAUAAAAUUUUGUACAAGGGAAAAGGAGGAUAAUUGAUAUCAUAUGUAAUUGUUGAUUUGUUGAUUUGUUGAUUUGUAAUUGUUGAGUAAAAGGAAAUUUUACGGACGAUUACUAGCAUAGCUUUUUAUUUUUGUAUUGGAUAUUUUUUGAGAAUGUUCUCUGCGCAUGCGCGAGAAAAGCGACUUGUAUACCAUGCUAUCACUGUCUUCCAGCAAAAAAUCUCUGCUUUCAUGUUUCAUGCGGAGUAUCUCCACGAGUUUGGUUAGAAAGCAUGGCAAACACGCUAUACGGCCGUACCGGUUGUAGUUUCAUCCUACGAUCGUUUGCACCACAUAUAUAAUUAUUUUAUUAAAAUAUUAGAGAAACAUUCUUUAGACGGUAAUUAUUUACAAUAUCGGUCUUCACCUCCGAUUUUGAUAAAAUUGAGCUCAAUCAACGCGAUUUUACUCAAAAUAAAAGAAUCAUUCGAUUUAAUACGGCGAGAUGAACCUUUCAGCCAAGAGAUAUUUGGAAUUCAUCGCAACGUGACGCAAAACAUUUUCACUUAAAUCGUCAUAAACGUAACAAAAAAAAAAAAUAGUAUGAUCUAACAAAGACGAUUUCAUCGACGACUGCCGGCGAGAACAAAAAGAUAACAUUGAACGAUGCUGAUCUUGACAAGAUUGCCAUGCUCCUCGUUGGGAAUCAGCAACGCUUCAGAGAAAAUAUAAUAAUUCCCAGAAUGCUGGGACCCGUGCAUAUAAAAACCAUUGAAGAGAAAAGAAUAGAUAGUAUAAUGGAAAGCUGUGCAUUCAAGAGCAUCAUGAGCUGUGUUAUUGGAUAUGGUUUGGGAGCAGCCAUCGGACUAUUCUCCUCUAGUGUGAAUCCUAAUGUAGCCAGCAUCGAGAAGCAGCAAAGCGCGCGAGAAAUAUUGAAAGAAAUGAAAACUACCACUCUGAGUUACGCAAAAAACUUUGCUGUCGUAGGAUGUAUAUUUUCUGCCAUUGAGUGCACAAUAGAAUCGUCUAGAGGUAAAACUGAUUGGAAAAAUGGUACAUAUGCAGGUGGUUUAACUGGUGGACUAAUCGGCUUAAGAGCCGGCAUAAAAGCAGGUAUAGUUGGCGCUGCAGGUUUUGCAGCGUUCUCAACGGCGAUAGAUUAUUAUAUGCAUAGAUCUUAAACUGCAUAGCAUCAGAAGUUGUUGAAAGAUAUAUAUAUAUAUAUAUA